GAGAGGACUCUGAAAGGGUGGAGACAUACGCAUCUCUUCAAACAGCCGAACUGAGACAGACGCGCAGAACCACCAGCUUUUGGGCACUUGCUAAAACAGUAUCUCAGGAGACUGAGAAAGCAUCGGCAAACUGACUGAAAAGCAAAGCAGAUGACAACAGGGCGAUAACUGACAGCCGAGGGAAGCUUUUACAACUUUAAACAGUUUUGAUAUGAAGUAGAGCGCUGCGUAAAAGCUUGCGUAAUCGUGCGCAGACCAGACGACAACUUUUCACUGUCAUUUCUUUUUUUUUUUUUUUAGUUUUUUUAAGAUGAACACCUCGGAUAUUCUUUGCGAUUCCGAAUUUGCAAAUUCGUCUAACUUUUCGUGUGUGAACCGAACCGUUCCGUCGUACAGCAUCAUUGACAUCGCGUCUUUCAUGCACAUCUUCCCCACUAUCUACGGCAUUUUGUGUUCAGUUGGAGUUCUAGCCAACGGUUUGGUGAUCUAUGCUGUGGCAUCAUGCAAGAAGAAGAUGGUCUCUGAUAUUUACGUGCUGAAUCUGGCCAUCGCAGACCUGCUUUUCCUGUUGGUGAUGCCGUUCAACAUCCAUCAACUGGUCCGGGACAGACAGUGGGUCUUUGGCCACUUCAUGUGUAAAGCUGUGGUGGUGGUGGAUGUCAGUAACCAGUUUACCACAGUGGGCAUUGUGACAGUGCUCUGCAUUGACAGGUACAUUGCAAUCGUUCAUCCUACAUCUGAAAAGAGGACCAUUCAGUGGACCAUCAUCAUUAACAUUUUGGUGUGGUUGGGCAGCUUCCUUCUAAGCAUCCCGGUCAUGAUAUAUGCUAAAGUCAUCUCCAAAAAGAACACGAACAUUUGUAUGAUUAACCUGGAUGGGCCUCAGGAUAUGUACUGGUACACUCUCUACCAGUCCAUACUGGGUUUCAUCGUCCCCCUCAUUAUAAUAAGCACAUUUUACACUCUCACUCUGUACCACGUGUUCCGCUCCAUCCGGCGGGUCAAACGCAAGCAGUCAGUGUGGGCCAAGCGGGCCACUAAGACAGUUGUGAUGGUGAUCGCCCUGUUCUUGGUCUGCUGGUCCCCCUAUCAUGUCAUCCAGGUGAUCAACCUCAGCAUCCAGCAGCCCACCAGCGCUUUUGUGUACGCGUACAACAUCAGCAUCUGCCUAAGUUACUCUCACAGCUGCAUCAACCCUCUAAUGCUGCUGUUGUUCGCCCAAAACUACCGCGAUCGCCUCUGCAAUCACAAAGAGCUACGAUCCCAAAUCAGCUCAUCCAAGACCACCUUCAAAACUGACGGAGGGUCUGGCAUGAGCCCGGACACCAGCCACCGCUGUACCGUUAUCUAGCACCCGUUAUCUUGCCUCGCUGGACAUGCUAACUGAGGAAAAUGAAGCGAAAAUGUGAGGCCUGCACUGCAACACUUGCUGCACGAGUGUCAAUCGCAUGGUAGCUUGUUUCUCAAAGGGGAAAACUGUGAAAUGAAAUGCCACAGUGAACUUUCAGGAGGCAGGAAGGAGGGAAUCAGCACUCGACUGUGUUUAUGUUUGUGUCACUAUAAAAAAAGUCAUUAUAAUAUCCUAUUACUGUUUUCAAUGUUUACUGUUAAUUUAUCUGUUAUUCUUUGUAUACUGUUACGGAGUGUCUAUUUACACUAGGUGCAAAUAGCUCACAUUGUUGACAGAGGUUAUUACGCUAACUCCGCCCACCAAUGUGUGAUUGGAAUAGUCAACAAUACAAAAGACGGCUAGCUGACAACAGCUCCAGUGGCAUAGACUUUUGACGUGUUCAGAUCCGCCUUUUAUCAACCUCUUUCUUCUCCCUUUUCAAUUUUCGUAUUACAUCUGAAAGGCAUUUUUUUAUAUAUAAAAAUGAAGGAAAUAAUCGAAAAGUUGAAUAUAAAGUAUCAAUUAGGGGUAGAGUUAGUGUAGGGAGGGCUUUAUUGUCCCAAUAAGGUGGAAUCCAUCGAAUCAUUUGAAUUACAAUUAUAAUUUACACUCAAUAUGUUAUUAUUGCAUACUGUUUUAUAAUGUGAAAUACUAAAAUACUGCAGAUAAUUGUCACUAUUGUCAAUAAGUAGUAUAAAUAGCAGAACAUCUUGCUUUUUCUAUAUAGUGUAUAUAGAAUCUAUCGCUAUUUG
Molecule: messenger RNA, 2142 nt
Organism: Carassius carassius (crucian carp)
Lineage: Eukaryota; Metazoa; Chordata; Actinopteri; Cypriniformes; Cyprinidae
Product: melanin-concentrating hormone receptor 2-like
Exons: 2
Coding region: 311-1351 (346 amino acids)
Biological process (GO): neuropeptide signaling pathway
Cellular component (GO): neuron projection; membrane
Molecular function (GO): G protein-coupled receptor activity; neuropeptide binding
Source: RefSeq, a predicted model, not a curated record